CAUUCCAAAGAACUGAAUCGUGGCCUCUGCUGUGGUCCCUGCAACACAAGCCAUGUUUUCCAUCGAGAGGAUUUUGGGUUCGGAGGAAAAACAACCCGGUACCUGCUUGAAACUCCACAGGCCCUGGGGCCAGACAGACCCAGAGUCAGACGAAGAGCACCAUCACGAGCGUGGUCGCCAUCAUUCCCGAGUGAACCUACAGAGUCCAACAUCCAGCUGGUACAUCGGACGUAGACCACGGACGGCCUUCACUGAUCACCAAGUGAAUGUUUUGGAAGCAGUGUUUCGGGUCAACUGUUAUCCAGGCAUCCAUCUGAGGGAACAUCUGGCCGGGCACCUGGAACUGGAUGAAGACCGCAUACAGAUAUGGUUCCAGAACCGGCGGGCCAAACUAAGACGAUCCCUCAGAGAGAGUCGACUGAGAAUGGUGCAGUCGGCGGUGGCAGACCUCAGGGUAAAGGUCAUAGGUCAACUAACGAGCGAUGGCCGGACGUUGGAGGAUGAGAAGGAAUGAGAGAAGAUAUAUUUUUUAACAUCCCUCCACAUGGCUGUAAGAGAAGAAGGUGCGGGUUCAUAAUAGACUAAUGACCUGUCAAUCACAGGACUCACAGACAUUAACCUUGUUAUCCCAAUUAUUACUAACACAUAAGUGUAGUCUUUUUUUCACUGUUAUGUUGUCUGAUGAACAUAAUUAAAAUGUUUAUACCUUAUUA
Nerophis lumbriciformis (worm pipefish) is the source of this 713-nucleotide messenger RNA. Its product is annotated as homeobox protein ANF-1-like. Gene Ontology annotation, biological process: regulation of transcription by RNA polymerase II; pituitary gland development; forebrain development. Gene Ontology annotation, cellular component: nucleus. Lineage: Eukaryota; Metazoa; Chordata; Actinopteri; Syngnathiformes; Syngnathidae. Gene Ontology annotation, molecular function: RNA polymerase II cis-regulatory region sequence-specific DNA binding; DNA-binding transcription repressor activity, RNA polymerase II-specific. The record is from RefSeq and is a predicted model, not a curated record.